Messenger RNA from Cololabis saira (Pacific saury), 9795 nucleotides. It is a transcript of the gene ash1l, whose product is annotated as ash1 (absent, small, or homeotic)-like (Drosophila). The coding region runs from base 448 to 9285 and encodes 2945 amino acids. The transcript has 27 exons. Gene Ontology annotation, cellular component: nucleus. Lineage: Eukaryota; Metazoa; Chordata; Actinopteri; Beloniformes; Belonidae. Gene Ontology annotation, molecular function: DNA binding; protein binding; chromatin binding. The record is from RefSeq and is a predicted model, not a curated record.
CUGACACAGUAGCCGAGCAGAGAGACAUGGAGGCCCGCUCACCGAGAGAGGCCCGCGACUCCUCCGAGCCCAGCUAACCGACACGCUCUGUGGCUCUCUAAAGCGUCCCGGGGAGAUAUCACCAACACCAUUUUGCUCUGUUGGACGUUUUUAAAACAGAAAAACAAAACAAAAAACUAAAAAGAUGUGGCCACCACGUUGAUACACACGAGGGCAGGACACCGAGCCAAAUAAUGUGAUCGCCACCGUUUCUGCACAAUUUCAGAGUUGAAGGACGGAGAAAGAGGGCUGGAGAGAGGUGUCACUUCAUAACGAGGAGAGCUUCACCCUCACCGUUAUCCUCCUUCCCCCUUUCCCUGCCCACCCCUAUCCCAACUCCACACACAAACUAUACCUGCUCCCACAAUUUCCACUCCCACAUAAACACCCAUACCCCCUGAAGCUCUGAUGGAUCAGAAGAUUCAGGGGAGAACUUCACCUUCACCUCCUCUUCUCUCUGGAGCUCCCACAGGGGAUCGGGAAAAGGAGGGAGUGGGUGGGAAGAAAGACGAAGAGGAUGAAAAGAAGCGGGAAAGAGAAAAAGAGCGAGCCGCUGCUGGCCCUGCCGGUGCUGGAGGUUCAGGUGGAGCGGGCGGUGCCAGCAGCGACCAAUCCCAUUUCUCAAUCAAAGAGAGCAGUCUGUCUGAGGGCAAUGUCAAGCUUAAGAUCGGCUUUCAGACAAAACGCAUGAAGAAGCCUCCGAAGAGCUUGGAGAAUUAUGUGUGCCGGCCAGCUUUCAGGGCCACCGUUAGGCACACGAGUCGAGGAGGAGGUGGCGGUCGUGGGAACCGUGCAGGAGCUACAGGUGAUGGGCUGCACAGUCACAGUCAGAGCCAGAGUCCUUCACAGGGCCGUGAAAAAGAAAAGGAAAAGAGUCCUUGUGCGAACAGACCACCAGCCUCCUCUUCCUCCUCAGCCCUCUCUGCUAAAGCUCCUCCAUCCCCUUCUCCCACCGCUACUCCCAGCAGCACCAACAUCCCGUCACCUUCUCAAGUCAAUGGGAGUGCCUCAGCAAAAAAAGGUCCAACAAAGAUGGAUUCCAAAUCAGAUUCAAAAUCAGAGACAAAAGCAGCCUCCGCUACGUCCGAGAGACCCCUUAACCUUCACCGCCCUCCGCCAGAGAACAAAACACAUUCUUCUGGGAAGAAAACACCAACUCCGCAAACCAACCCUCGUACAUCUUCACCUUCCUCUCCAUUGCCUGCAUCAAAAGAGCCUACAUUUGAAAGUGUUAAGCCUGCUCAAUACACCUAUUGCACAGAAGCUCAGAAAGACAAGGACAGAGGUGCCCAAAGUUGGGGAGCGCCCACGGUCACUGAGAAAUUGGCCCAACUUAUAGCAACCUGCCCACCAUCAAAAACCUUUAAGCCAACCAAACCCACAAAAACGGAUCCUCCUACUCCUCUCCCCAGCUCGGGCUUUAUGGCACCCACAGCCAAGCAACGGGACAGGGCCAUGGCAAAUAGAAACACGUAUUCAAGAAUGGUGCACCUUUCUCCUCCGCCUCCUGUGUCAAGACCGCCUGGUCGGCCGUACGGUUCUAGGAGCAAAGACGGUGGCCCAGACAAUUCACCCUGCCGGACACCACCGAGGAAGGAGGACUCUGAUGGGGCUGGAAAAACAAGUAGCAGCAGUGGCAACAGCAUUAAUGCCAACAACAGCAGUCUCAGCGUCAGCUCUGCAUUUACCUACGGCAAUAACCGCCUGUCAGCCAUGUCUAAGGAAAGCAACAACGACAACACCAACGGUAGUAUUUCUAAGCCACAGUCACGUCCUACUCACAGUUUACCACACGCAUCUUCUUCAUGUUGUCCGGUUUCAACUUCUCCCUGUAACUCCGCUGAACAGAGGACAUUGAGCGCAGUGAGUUACCUGAGCUCCCCUGUUCCCUCACAAGGGCAUCAUGCACGAGAGCCCCCUGCUCUCACGGAGGAAAAUAGUGCAGGGGAGAGGGAACAGGACAUGGACGGCCACAGAGACUUCCCUAAGUGCCCUCCUUCGACAGCAACAGGAAGGCAAGAGGGGAAAGAGAAGGGACCAAGUGCUCAGUCACUUCAUGUUGAGAAGGGGAAGAGCUGUAGCCCAAGUAAGCGCAGUCCCAACCGGGAUUUUAGUCAAUCUGGUCGGAUUAGUAGUCCUCCUGAGGCUGUUAGGCAAAGAGAACCUUCUACAUCGGAGAUUGAUGAUGACGAAGGCCCACAAACUCCUCUUAGAGAUAAUUCUCCUGAUUCAUCUAUAGAUUCACCCGCAGAGCAGGACAGCAAACCCCUUAAAAAACGCAGGGGAAGGAAACCCCGUUGGACUCGCAUAAUGAACAAAACACACAUUCAAAGAGCAGGCCAGGACAGCCCCUUCAGGGAGAACAAAAUCACUAUGCCUUUAUCAUCCAGUUUGGAUAUUCCAUCACCACCAGUCAAACGGCCUGUAGGCCGGCCCCCCAACCCAAACAAGAUCAGACCAAAUGUCGUGCCACAAAACCCAAUGUCGCAGUUCUUCCCACCGCAGCCUAAAAAAAGAGGAAGACCAAAGUCUAAAAUGCCAAGGCUUGACGCCCCAAUCCAUGGGCACCCCUCUCAUAAGCUUCCCCCCUCCAAGGUCUACUCGUCUAUGCUGAAGUCCAAAGAAGAGCAGGACCCACCUGUUCUUCACCCAGAGGUCGACUUAAAUCCUCCCAAACCUAUGCCUAGAAAACGUGGACGCCCCAAACGCCUUCCUCCUACCUUACCCCAAGAGGGUCAGCCUCCCACACUGGCCCCAGAAGCGGGAGACAUGGGAGACAAACGUUUCCGCACCAAAGGAAACGGACAGCUUAUCAUGAAAACCAUUAUUGGUAAGAUCAACAAGAUGAAAAGUGUCAAGCGGAAGCGCAUUCUGAGUCAGAUCUUAUUGGGUCCAAGACCAGAAGACCCCCCUAAAAGCACCACUAGUGGUGUAGUUGCUUCUGCGGAAGCUACAAAUCAGUCGUUAUCAUCUUUGGCUGCUACUUUUGGGGGGAAACUAGGGCCACAAAUAAAUGUAAGUAAAAAGGGAACAAUAUACAUGGGUAAGAGGAGAGGCCGUAAACCAAAAUUAGCUUCUAACACAGCUGGAACGUCACCAGAACCCUUCCUAUCUCCCAACACAACUUCCCCUCUCCAUCACCACCAAUCACAGUCUCAGCAGCAGCAUCAGCUUUUGUCUUCAGAACUCUUUCCUUCUCCCUCCCUCUCACAAUCGAGCGGAGGCCACAGUCCCAUCAGUGACGCCAGCUUUGUGGAACCAGGCUCAGUGCACUUUGCAGGUAGCUCUCACUAUUCCAACUCCCACCAUAGCCACCACACAUUCUCCUUUCCCACCCCAACCUUUUCUGCCCCUAAUAAAAUGCUGGGUUCUUUGUCAUCCUCUAUGGGCACGGUAGCUUCCCAUAAAAAGUCCUCUUGCCGUGGAUACCCUCAUCAUCACAAUCAUUAUAGGCAGCAUUACCCUUAUCAUAAGCUUUCUCCUCCCAGGCCACUCCAUCCCACCUCCCCCGCGCCCCUCAGUGAGCUAAAAGAAGCCACUCCGUCACCAGUUAGUGAGUCACACAGCGAGGAGACCGUGCCCAGUGACAGCGGUAUAGGAACAGACAACAACAGCACAUCGGACCGUGGUGAGAAAGCUGGAGGGACAGGUGGCGUGGGUGGAAUGGGGAUGCCACCCGGGAUGGGCAGUGGAUUAUUGAUGCCCAGCGUCAUAGCUUCAGCAGUGACUCCAGGGAUGGGCCUUAAUUCCAGAGGCAGGCGUCGACACUCCGCCGUGCUGAUGGAGCGUCCCUCACCUUCUCCAUCACCCCACGGAACGAGGUUAUCACCGGAUCACCGGCGGCCUCACCCGGCAGCCCCCGCCUCUUCCCUAAUGGGCCACAAGGAGAAACACAAGCACAAGUGUAAACGUCGUAAUCACGGAUGUCCUGGCUACGACAAGCUAAAGAGACAGAAGAGAAAACGAAAGAAGAAGUACUUGCAGCUUCGGUCUCGGCGGCUCGAUCCCGAUUUUCUCGCCGAGUUGGAUGAAAUUAUCGUAAUGCUAAGCGAAAUACGGAUAACGCACCGUUCCUCUGGGCGCCGGCUGAGCAGCGGGAUAGGCAUAGCACCAGGAACAAGCAGAAUACCGGGCGUGGGGAGCAGAGCCAGCGCUGGAAUAGGAGGAACAGCUGGCCCUCCUCCUCAUCACUAUGUUCACAGGGACCUCCUGCCGACAAUAUUCAGGGUUAAUUUUGGAAGGUUUUACUCCCAUCCUGCUUACUCUUGUGACCCGUUGCACUUUGUCCGUAAACCGGACAUGAAAAAGAAACGGGGACGGCCUCCCAAACUCAGAGAGUCGAUGUCUGAGGUUCCAUUUGUACCCGGGCUUGGAUUCCCACUCUCAAGUGGAGGUUUCUAUCACCCCUCCUAUGGUGUUCCUUACUCAUCUGGUCCUCUGGGGUUGGGCUAUUAUCGAGGUUUUCCUCCAGCAAGUGCUCUUUAUCCUCACGCACACCACCAGUCCCCUCACACCGCCCCAUCCCACCACUCUCACCACUCACCUUCCUUCCCCCCUCCUCCUCCCCCAACAUCUUACUUGCACCAUCACCAUCCAUCUCAUCUCCUACUGAACCCCUCGAAGUUUCACAAGAAAAAGCAUAAGCUGAUUAGGCAGGAGUACCUGGGAGGAGGAAGGUCCCCUGUCCUCUUCCCUCCCAUGUCUUCUGAGCUGUCUUUUAACUGGCACCAUAAACACAAACACAGACACAAACACAGAGAGCGCUGCUCCGAGGAAGACAGGGAAGAGGCGGCGAGGAGUGGGUCAGGAAGCCGAACCAAUGCAGGGAUCUCUGACAAAGGUGCAUCAGGUAAAGGAGAGCGAGUUGGCGGCUUGGGAAUGGCAGAGUCUUUACAGAGGUGCCGCUUCGGAAGAGACGCCUCCAGCACCACGACUAGCAAGCAAGCGGCCGCCACCUCCGCCAACUCCCCCUCAUCUUCCUCAUCGUCGUCCGCAGAAAGGUACAAGCGUAAAGACAGUUCCAUGUCCUGUCUAGGACCAUCUAGGCUAACACUGGCGAACACCUCAAAAGGACAUCACUCAGUCGAAUCCUGGUUCAGGAUAGGCAGCUCCGACGCAGACUACUCUACGAUUUCACAGAGUCAAGUGGUUCCUGGCCAGGGCUCUUUCUCAGACGGACGGGUGGAAGACCCAACAGGCUGCUCCGACAGUGAGGACGACGAGCCUCUCACUCCCACAGAGGAAGUAGAAGCUCACAGUUCUCCAAAUCUUUUUGCCUCCGCUAUGACCCGCACUUCCAUGAAGGGAGGCAGAAACAGAAAGAAUGACGUAGUUACAGAGAGUUCCAACUUCUCCCACAUGGAUCGUCUGAUGAGGAAGGACCGCUCAACGUCGUCUGAGAGGAGAGAGUCAGGGUCGUCAAGUCUCCAGACGAGAGGUGUAACCCUCCCGCCCUCCGACGGCCUCGAGGGAUCCCUGCACCACCGGCAGCACCACCACCACCAACAACCUUCUCUGUUUCACUCCCAUAGCUCAGCCUCCUCCUCUUGCCUUUCUCCCUCUCAGGACUUUUGCCUGGACGCCCCCCUGGCCCACCACCACUCCUACCGGGUGCAGCCUUCCAAGCACAGCCUCCAUCACGUCAACAAAAUUUUGCGAGCCAAAAAGCUGCAGAGACAAGCUCGUACAGGAAACAACGUGGUGAAGAAGAGGGGGCCCGGGCGCCCCAGGAAAUACCCAUUACCCUCCCCUCCACCUUCCCCACCGCCUGUGGUUGAGUUGAACGAGAGCCGGCACAGGGACAGAGGGGGAGAACGGUUGGCUGGUGGACAAAGGUGGGAGGGGGACACCGUCUCGGAUGCUAUCGAGUCAGUUGUCCAGGGCCAGCGCCGGAAAGCUCAGAAGAGGAAGCAUUGGGAGGGAGACGAGGAAGAGGAUGAUGAGGUUGAAGAAGACAGGGAGGUGGAAGAGACUGAGGAGCCAUUACCAGACAGAGAGGAGAACCUGGGCAGCCUGCCUGCAAGGCCCAGAGCUGUAGCAGGAAGAAGUUGGCCUGCCCAAGAAGAGCAUCAUCACUUUCAGGGAUGUAGCUCCAUGGAGAGGAAAGCAGAUGGCCCAGCCCCCCUGGAACACCUCAACACAGUCUCCAGGGAACCAGCGCCACCCGUGCCCAUACCCAGCCAAAGAGAGAAGAGGCCAGCCCGACCUCCGAAGAAGAAGUUCCAGAAAGCAGGACUGUACUCUGAUGUCUACAAAACAGACGACCCCCGCAGUCAGCUUCUGCAGCUUAAGAAAGAAAAACUAGAAUACAUACCGGGGGAACAUGAAUAUGGACUGUUUCCUGCUCCAAUACAUGUUGGGAAGUAUCUGAGACAGAAACGCAUUGAUUUCCAAUUGCCUUACGACAUUUUAUGGUUGUGGAAACAUGAUCAGCUUUACAAGAGGCCUGAUGUCCCUCUUUAUAAAAAGAUCAGAUCAAAUGUCUAUGUAGAUGUGAAGCCGCUCUCCGGUUAUGAAACAACUACAUGUAACUGUAGAGUUCAAGAGAGCUCUGCUGAAAAAGGCUGCAUGGACGAUUGCCUGAAUAGGAUGAGCUUUGCGGAGUGUUCACCCAGCACGUGUCCCUCUGGUGAUCAUUGUGACAACCAGCACAUCCAGAGACAUGAGUGGGUUCAGUGUCUGGAGCGAUUCCGGGCUGAGGGAAAGGGUUGGGGCAUCCGCACCAAAGAGCCUCUGCGGUCCGGACAGUUUAUCAUCGAGUAUCUGGGAGAAGUGGUCAGCGAGCAGGAGUUCAGGAGCCGUAUGAUGGAACAAUACUUCUCCCACAGCGGCCACUACUGUCUGAACUUGGACAGUGGCAUGGUGAUUGACAGCUAUCGGAUGGGCAACGAGGCACGCUUCAUUAACCACAGCUGCGAACCCAACUGUGAGAUGCAGAAGUGGUCAGUGAACGGGGUGUACAGGAUUGGGCUCUUUGCUCUCAAGGACAUCAGCAAUGGGACUGAACUCACCUAUGACUACAACUUCCACUCCUUCAAUACGGAAGAGCAGCAACCGUGCAAGUGUGGCUCAGAGAGUUGCCGGGGCAUCAUCGGAGGGAAGAGUCAGCGUAUUAACGGCCUGCCCGGGAAAACGGGAGGUGCACGGCGACUGGGUCGACUCAAGGAGAAGAGGAAGUCAAAACACCAGCUCAAAAAACGAGAGGAAGAGUCGAGCGACAGCAGCAAGUUUUAUCCUCAUCUCAUGAAGCCCAUGUCUAACAGAGAGAGAAAUUUUGUCCUGAAGCACAGAGUUUUUCUCUUAAGAAACUGGGAGAAGAUGAGGGAGAAACAAGAGCUGCAGAAAAGAGAGGGUGAGAGAGAGAAGGAUGCCAGCAGUCUCUCCCUGUAUACACGCUGGGGGGGAGUUAUCCGAGACGAUGGCAACAUCAAGUCAGAUGUUUUCCUGACGCAGUUCUCAGCUCUGCAGACGUCGCGGUCGGUACGCACACGGAGGCUCGCUGCAGCCGAGGAAAACACAGAAGUAACACGCACUGCACGCCUCGCACACAUCUUCAAGGAGAUCUGUGACAUGAUCACCAGCUACAAAGACUCAGCGGGCCAGACACUUGCUGCUCCGCUGGUUAACCUUCCAUCCAGGAAGAGGAACAGCCAGUACUAUGAGAAGGUGUCUGACCCUCUGGACUUGAGCACCAUCGAGAAGCAAAUCCUCACUGGCCAUUAUAAGACCGUGGAAGCGUUUGACACAGACAUGCUCAAAGUCUUUCGCAAUGCUGAGAAAUAUUAUGGUCGCAAGUCAUCCGUGGGCAGGGACGUAUGUCGACUGAGGAAAGCCUACUACAGCGCCCGUCAUGAAGCCGCGGUGCAGAUUGAUGAGAUUGUGGGUGAGACGGCCAGCGAGGCCGACAGCUCGGAUUCUCUGGAGCGGGACCACGGCCACCACCACCACGGAGGAGGGCCGGGGCCCCACGACAAAGAUGACGACGUCAUCCGGUGCAUCUGUGGGAUGUACAAAGAUGAAGGGCUGAUGAUCCAGUGUGAAAAGUGUAUGGUGUGGCAGCACUGUGACUGUAUGCGGCUGGAGAGUGAGGUGGAGCACUACUUGUGUGAGCUGUGUGAGCCUCGUCCUAUAGACAACGAGGUUCCCAUGAUCCCCCAGCCCAGCUAUGCACAGGCCGGCUCCGUCUACUACAUCUGUCUCCUCAGAGACGAGCUGCUGCUGCACCAAGGUGACUGUGUGUAUCUAAUGAGGGACAGCAGGCGGACCCCUGAAGGCCAGCCCGUCAGGCAGUCGUACCGUCUCCUGUCUCACAUGAACCGAGAUAAACUCGACAUCUUCCGCAUUGAGAAACUCUGGAAGAAUGAAAAGGGUGAGCGGUUUGCCUUUGGUCAUCACUACUUCCGGCCUCAUGAGACGCAUCAUUCCCCAUCACGACGUUUCUACCAGAACGAGUUGUUCCGCAUGCCGCUGUACGAGAUCAUCCCUCUGGAGGCCGUGGUGGCAACCUGCUGCGUCCUGGACCUUUAUACUUAUUGCAAGGGCCGGCCGAAGGGUGUGAAAGAGCAGGACGUGUACAUCUGUGAUUACCGCUUGGACAAGUCGGCGCACUUGUUCUACAAGAUCCAUCGUAACCGCUACCCGGUCUGCACCAAGCCAUAUGCCUUCAACCACUUCCCCAAGAGACUCGCGCCGAAGAGAGACUUCUCGCCUCAUUAUGUUCCUGACAACUAUAAGAGGAACGGUGGCCGAUCGGCAUGGAAAAGUGAACGACCCAAAGACACAGAUGACGGGUCCUCCUGUGACCGGGGCGAAGACUUCCCUCCUGAAGCAGAAGACGGAAGAGGAGUGGACGACGACAUGGACAUGGCUGCAGACGAUCCGGACUUUCUGCCAGCCAAACCCAGACGAGCUGAGCGGGGAAGAGGAGAAGAUGAAGAUGAUGAAGAGGAAGAAGAGGAGGAGGAAAUCCAGGAGGAUAUGGUGCGCAAGGACCUGGAAGAAGGUUCUAAUGAGAGGAUAGGAGAAAUGCUUGAACUCCCAUCAUCCGUGGCCUCCUCACCGCUUCAUCAGCCACCUCUUAGCAGGAGGGAUGCCCAGAGGGAACGACUCAACAAGAUCCUCCUGGAUCUGCUGCACAGAACACCCAGCAAGAACGCCAUUGAUGUCACAUAUCUCCUUGAAGAAGGAGCAGGACGGCGGCUACGGAGACGGACGCUUGGUUUCGGAGAUUUUAUUCUGAGGAAAUAAAGUUUCCACGUGCCUGCCACGCACACUGCCUUUCACUGCCGUGAUCGCAGGGCAGAAAAAGGAGGGACAUCAAGAUGGGAAACAGCAUUGUUAGUUCUCCACCCGUUAUGGACAACAAUGCAUCCCUGGGGGCCUCUUCCACUUUACCUCUUCCAAGACUGUCGUCUCAGCUCCGAGAAGUUGGAGGGGGUUUGGAGGCGUCGAACUCCAAGACGGUUUCAGCUCGUCAAGAGUUGCAGAGGAGAUCCGACAAAAAAAAAGGCUUCUCUUAUUUAAAUAGUAUCAUGCAAAAUCUGUUUUUGAAAAAUGCACAUAGGAGAAGUAACCCAUGCGCUUGGAUACAUUGAACAUUACAGACAUGGGUAUAAUGUGUUCCACUAGCAAGCAUCAGAAAUGAAACAACUGGUACUGAAAAGGGAUGGACAAGGAUGGAGGGAUAUUUUAUCUUUUUAGUUCAGUGGGCUUGUGGAUAUUGAAAAAUUGUUCCCCCUUGUGGGAUCUAGCUGCAAC